GGCAUUGCGAUAUAAGUGUGCGACUGACAUUUGAAUAGGAAACAAUGAAAUGCGUGUGGGUUUCGCGUCUGUCACGGGCCUGCACACGAUGGAUGGGUCGGUGGCCAUCGGUCACGGAGUGCGGAGCUGUCCGUUAAGUCGGUUGAUGACCUCAGAGACAGGGGCAGUUGAGGUUGGACGCGUAGGCAUGGCACGGGCCAGAGGCGGAGGAGUGGUAGAGGACCUGCCCGGGCCCCGGCUGGGCCCCAAGUUGUGUGGUGCGCCGCCGUCCAAAGGCGGCCACGUUGCUCAGUGAAGGCGCAGUGGACGCGUGUUGGACCCAGGAACGCGGCCACGUAGCUAGGUAUGGCGUUGCGACGUGUGUUGAGCCAGGAAGGGUGCCACGUAGCCUGUGUCGUACGGGCACCCCAUGCAGUAGUAUUUAGGCUGUAGCGGAGCCGUGCUAGGCCAUUCCGUGCCCUACAGGGAGAGACCCUGCCCAAAGACGGCCUUCGGUAAACAAGACUCAAGACUCCCCCAUUCAAGUCCUUGUAACGGACAAGUUGC
Chlamydomonas reinhardtii is the source of this 546-nucleotide messenger RNA. RefSeq lists its product as uncharacterized. Bases 50 to 295 code for a protein of 81 amino acids. The record is from RefSeq and is a predicted model, not a curated record. The transcript has a single exon. Lineage: Eukaryota; Viridiplantae; Chlorophyta; Chlorophyceae; Chlamydomonadales; Chlamydomonadaceae.